UAUAUAUAUAUAUACAUAUAUAGUAAUUAUAGUGGUGCGUGUGUGUAUAUAUUGGUGCGAAAAAGGCCGUGAGAUACGGCCGCGAGAUUAGGCCGUAGCGGACGAGUGUGGCGGUGAGAGUUUUCCUUUAAAUUACACGAUCUGCUGGUGCUCACUAGUAGGAAGAGAAGUGGUAUUAGUUGGAGGAAGGUGGUCGUAAGUGGACGAUGGAACUUGACUACGAGAAACGAUUGGCCUAUUCGCCACGCAAACUCGAGGGUCCCGAUCGAAUGAUUCCGCCCCGAGCGAAUGCCCGAUGGCAGUUAAACUUUGACGCAAGUCCGCGAGAACAAAACGAGAAUGUCUAUUCGUGUCUACUUCGGAACGAGUUGCUCGGUGAAAACAUUGAAGACGUUAAACAGUCGACGCCGCCUCAGCGCCUUUUCAAUUACCACAAUCGAUAUAACAAGCAUGACCCAAAUCAGGCAUACCAGUUGUCUCCAAUCUCGUUACGGAGUCAAAAGUUGCUUAAGUCACCUCGAAAGCAAACCCGAAAAAUUAGCAAAAUCCCUUAUAAGGUGCUGGACGCGCCUGAUCUUCAGGAUGAUUUCUAUCUAAAUCUCGUUGACUGGAGUUCUACGAAUGUUCUCAGUGUUGGGCUGGGUGCGUCCGUAUAUUUAUGGAGCGCAGCCACUUCACAAGUUACACGACUGUGCGAUCUACAAAGCGAUAGUGAUACCGUCACUUCGGUUUCGUGGUCGGAACGGGGCUCGUUAGUUGCCGUAGGUACGAACAAAGGUCUUGUACAAGUGUGGGAUGUUGCUGCAUCAAAAAAGACGGUCUGCUUUGGGGGUCACAACGCACGCGUGGGGGCGUUAGCUUGGAAUGGGGAUCUGCUCUGUUCCGGAUCGAGAGACCGCAAUGUGUUCGUUCGGGACAUGCGACAACAGCCGCAAGCUGGUGUCGGAAGUCCUGCACGCAAGCUAACUGGCCAUCGGCAAGAGGUGUGCGGUCUGAAAUGGAGCCCAGAUCAACAACACCUUGCCAGCGGAGGAAAUGACAACCGUUUGCUCGUUUGGACGCUUCAGUCCAAUACGCCGUGUCAGACAUAUACUGAACACCAAGCGGCGGUCAAGGCGAUAGCAUGGUCGCCGCACCAUCACGGCCUGCUUGCUUCAGGAGGGGGUACGGCCGAUCGAUACAUUCGCUUCUGGAACACGCUAACGGCGCAGCCCAUGCAGAGCGUGGAUACAGGCAGUCAAGUAUGCAAUCUCGCCUGGAGUAAACAUGCGUCCGAAUUAGUCAGCACGCAUGGCUAUUCACAGAACCAGAUCGUCGUAUGGAAAUACCCCAGCCUUACGCCAGUCGCGAAACUCACGGGACACAGCUAUCGGGUUUUAUAUUUGGCGGUAUCACCGGACGGGGAAAGUAUCGUGACGGGUGCUGGUGAUGAAACGCUUCGAUUUUGGAACGUGUUUUCAAAGGUGCGGUCUACACGCGAGACCAAGAGUGUGCUCAACCUCUUCACCGGGCUUCGAUAAUAUACGCUAUAUAGUCAAUAUAAUAAAAUUAUUAUGUACUAAUUAAUUUAAAGAGCCGAGUCAGGCUAGCAUCGAAUGGGAGGGAAGUCUCAAGUCGUCGACCAAGUGUUCUUCGGAUACGCGAAAAACCUAGGACUUCGAUAUGAUGACGAAGAGAAUGCGACAACAGAACGUGAAUUGCUGGACGGAUCAGAUACGAGAACGUUAGAAUAUAGACACGAUUAUAUCCGCUAAGACGUCAACAUACUGGAACUGUAGGAACAUGUACAUGAAGAUUCGUAGGGAGGUUCUCUUCGGAAAACUAGGCUAAAAAAUUAGGCAACGCAUCACACGAUGGUGUUCAUAACGGAAACAAGAAAAAGGUGAAAAAUCCCUUUAGAAUCCACCCUCAGAACUAUCAGCUUAUUAUUAGAGGAGACAUUAUGUGGAAAAAAGACAACAUUAGUAGCAACAACUAGGAAGACUCUUAUAAUCCAGAGGAACGACCCCCAGGCUACAGCAACAACGAAAAGACCAACAUCAACAACAUCAAAACAAUAUCAAUCGCAAAAGCUCCACCACACGGUAAACUAAUAAAAAUAUUAAAUAUAUACUUUAAAAAUCUAGAUAUAUAUAUAUAUAUAUAUACAAAUAUAUAUAACAAAACAUUUAAUAAUAUAUGCGAAAAGAAGGAAAAGUCGCUUGUUGGAUACAAACGCAUAAGCGUUCUCAGUCUCUGUAUAAAUCUGAAACAACUGUGAGACAGUGAGGAAUACGACUGCGUGACAUGAACGAAUGGCGAAAUGAUCGAUCUGUAUAAAUGGUACGGGUGGAAAAAUGCCGUGGCUGUACCAGGUUUCUUGUUUGCAUGCGGCCCAACGUCAUGGCACACAUCUAAAUAUGACAACAAAGCAAACGGAUCAUGGAAAUGGCGAUGGUAGCUAAUGACGAUGCAGAUAUUAUAUGGAUCCUGCGUCGAACCUUCUCGUGCGAGCUUCAUGGCCGGUCUCGUUGGAAUUAUAGUGUGGAUAUACUGAUCAUAUUUGUUUAAGAACGCGUUGGUUGGUUAGUUUGCUUGGAAAGUGCAGAAAAACCCAAGUCCCAUUAACAUGGUUACACAUUAGUUUCCGAGCAUGCCAUCGCCAUUAAUUAUAUAUAAGUAAUAUAAAUAUUAAUUAUAGCAGACGUGUUUAGGAAAUUCUUUGAGAAUAUGUUUUGUUGUGCGAUAAACAAAGGACAAUAGGAACGAAAAAAUGUCGCUACUUGCUCCGAAAAAGUGACACACUCUACGAGGAUGAUUAAACAAGAAAAUUAAUUGUAUAUGCACCGCGAACGUCGAAACGCAAAAGAAACGCUCGUGUACAUGGAAGCAGAGUUCUCUGAUUGAGUAUUACCUACAAUAGAUAGAUAAUCGGACGCAUGUUUGAACGGAACAACGUUUACAUUGAGCUAUUGAGGUCAAGGAAGCCAUCAUGGAGUUAUAUAUUAUUGCUAUAUUUAGAUGAUUAUCGUUUUGAGGGGUGGCACAACUGACUGAAAGCUGGAUAGGAUUGCGGUUAUUGUUCUGCGUUGUCUAUAAUCGAUCAGUUAAUUGAUAUAAUCGAUUGUUCCGACUAACUGACUGACUAAUUGACUGUACAGUAGUACGUUUAUGCAAUUACAUUAUGUACCAUUUCUAUUAUUCAUAUUUUUGUCAACGACUAUUCUCCAGUUUGAUAAUUACGCCUGUUUUUUUUUCAUUCAGUAGUCAAAUGGUACCGGUUACUAAGAUUAUAUAUAUAUAGUGUGUGUAAGCACAAGGAUAGGCAGGAAGAGGUACGGCUUGGCCAAAGAUGACAGACUGGCUAAAUGGAACAGAGGUGGCUAACCUGAAGCAUCGGAAGGCAGAAACAAAGAAGACUCGACGAAAUUAGCUUUAUAGCUAAAAUUAGAGUUGCAAAAUGCACACAACACAUGCCUCGAACGAUGCGGACCGGAUGCCAGAGACCGUUUGCAAGCCUGAUGGUAAGGUCCGCAUAGGACAUUUUGUCAGAGGGAAAUGUGGCAGUUGAUGCGAAAACGAAGCUUACCUUACGAGGUCAGAGUGCGUGAAAUCUGUCAAAUGAACUGCUAUCUAGAACAGUGCAUACCGCUCCUCUGUAGUCAAGUGUCAUCAUUGCACUAAAAAGCCCGCUCCUUGUAAGGGGCGAGGCUUCUCCUGUGCGUACUGUGUCAGCCUCUAGUCGUCAAACUGGCGGGAAGAAGCAUAGCAGAUACUUAUAAACCUAACAAACAUAAUAUUAAUAAUAAUAAUGCACGGGGGAGUUACACAGUUAGACUUGAGCAAACAGCAGUUAUGAUUAGUACGAAUGGCGUAAAAUAAAUUCCAUAGACAACACGAGGCAAUUUUCGGUGCGAAGUUACGACCCGGCCGUGACAGCUAAAUUCGCUGCUACAAUCGUAUUUUCAAGUGGAUAAUUAAACUUCUAAAUGGAAACAAAAACUAGCACUACACACAGCAGUGCUUACAGGGACGAUCUGGAAGUGGGGCAAAAAACCAUAGGAAAAAUUGUCACGUUCGCGUUGUAGUGGUUCGCGAAUUUCGGUUAAUAUGGGCUAGUAGUAAAACAGAAUGAUUGGCAUAUAAGAUCUUUUCUUCCUAGACCAUGUUUUGCUCGCGAUAAUGCGAAAGCGUUGGAUCAUCAAGCUAGCUAGGUCUGUUUUGCGGAAAGAAUGGGAAUGCAAGCAGUAACCGUACGACGCAUGCGUUUAUAUUUACUGAAAAUUAUUGAGUUCAUUUCGCACAAUGCAUUAUUAUUCAUGCUGCGGAAAAGCAGGGCAAUCAUUUUUUAUUACUACCUCUAUCAAUUAUGUCUAAGCUGCUUCCUGUCCGGGGCGAGUGGUUUGUGGCAAUACCUGUGAAUACACUGUACAGAGAAUAUAUAAGAAGCGGAAAGGAGAAAAUAAAUUUCUGCAUACAUUUAAACGUACUU
This is a messenger RNA of Varroa destructor (honeybee mite), 4471 nucleotides long. It is a transcript of the gene fzr, whose product is annotated as fizzy and cell division cycle 20 related. Gene Ontology annotation, cellular component: anaphase-promoting complex. NCBI's taxonomy places the organism in Eukaryota, Metazoa, Arthropoda, Arachnida, Mesostigmata, Varroidae. Gene Ontology annotation, molecular function: protein binding; anaphase-promoting complex binding; ubiquitin ligase activator activity. The record is from RefSeq and is a predicted model, not a curated record. Gene Ontology annotation, biological process: positive regulation of ubiquitin protein ligase activity; anaphase-promoting complex-dependent catabolic process; positive regulation of anaphase-promoting complex-dependent catabolic process.